GUUGGGAGAGGAUAUCGAAGUUGUGACCACAUCAUGACUCAAAUUCUGUUUUAUGACAAGUAAUGUGACCUCUGCAGACUGUUUAAAUCUUUCUUCUAUUGCCAUUGAAUCUCAUACAUCGUACGGUACGUAAGAUCCCCUCUUCAACAUGUACCUGCUCGCAGAGAUAGAUGCACACAACCCCUGCUUGAUCCAGUUUCCCUGAGAAAUUUAUGAAUGAAGUCAUAAAUUCACACAAAGCUUGGCAGUCUGAAGUCUCCAUCUGGUCACCACGACUGUUGCCAGCUGGUCACUCAGUUCCAAGGAAGCUCUAGCAACCAGCUUAUGUCUGAUACCAUUAAGUAUAUUUUCAGGCUAUUAAAUAUGUUUUAAUAAGGCCAGGUGAGGUGGCUCACGCCUGUAAUCCCAGCACUCUGGGAGGCCAAGGCAGGUGGAUCCCUUGGCUCAGGAGUUUGAGACCAGCCUGAGCAAGAGUGAGACCCCGUCUUUACUAAAAAUAGAAAAACUAGUCGAGUGUGGUGGCAGGUGCCUAUAUUAGGGAACCUGAGGCAGGAAGAUUGCUUGAGUUCAAAAGUUUGAAGUUACUGUGAGCUAUGAGGUUAUGGCACUCUACCCAGGAUGACAGAGUGAGACUUGGUCUCAAAAAAAUAAGGUAAGUAAAUAAAUAAAUGAAUGAAUGAAUUUUGAUAUAUAGACCAGUAUUAUAUACUUCUAUUAAAAUCUGUUAACUAGGGCAGCACCUGUGGCUCAAAGGAGUAGGGUGCUGGCCCCAUAUACCAGAAGUGGUGGGCUCAAACCCAGCCCCAGCCAAAAACUGCAAAAAAAAAAUCUGUUAACUGUAUUUCCUAUCUAUUCCAUUAUGGGCCAUUAGGUGGAGGACCCUGAGGUCAACUCAAGUACUCUGUUAGUGUAGCCCUCAGUAGUUUCUUUCUGCUCCACUCUAGAGCCAUCUCACAUGCCUCCCAAGGGGUUUUCCAUGGGGGUGUGUGUGUUUGUGUAUGAGAGUGAGAGAGCAUCUCAGUAGGCUGUGUUGUCUGAACUACCUGCAGAUUGUGGAUCUUUGUGCAUAGGCUGUGUAGCCCUUGUUACAUAAUAAGAGAAGAGCCAGAUAUCCCAGGCAAAACCAAGGGCAAGCUUCAGUUGCUGAGCAAAGAGCAAGCACUACAGACCCAGGCCCAAAGACCACUAGCUCCCUGGCCUCUGUGCAGUGAGGAAACUGUGGAUCCAGAGAGAUGAGUGACAUACAUCCAGGAUUACCUGGUUAUUUAGGACUGACUUUGAAGACGCUAAGUAUGCUUGUUUAUGAUUUAGAAUAACUGUUAGAGAAAAAAAGAAGCAUGCUGUUUUUUCAUCACAACAUUGAAGAAUAAGCCCAUAAGUUGAAAUGGGGAAAAAUACAAAAGAAUUGAUUUCAUAUAGAAAACUAGAUUUGAGAAGGUUGUUAAAUUAUAAAGGAAAACUUAAAAAAGUUGUUAGCGUUUCAGAUAUUUAUCUCCACAGUGGAAAAUAAAUAUUUUUAAGCAGAGGAUUUUAGCAGUGAUACUUCUAGUUUCACUUUCAAUAUUUUUAGGUUCUGACUUAUUUUAAAUAUGGCAUAGUACUAAAGGCCUAAUUUCGUUUUAAGUUUUUUUGGUGGAAAAAUUUUAUGCACAUAGAAAGGAAACAAAUGAGUGAAAUCUACCCCAUAGACCAUCAUCUCAAGUUCAGUAUCUAUCUACUUCACAACUUCUGGUAUGAAAUUUCAGAUAUUCAACUAGUUUUGACUUACAGAAACCAUUUGUGGUAUGAAGCAAAUCGCAAACAUCAUAUAAUUUCUUCCAUAAUAAUUCAUUAUGGAAACACUCAUAUUUAAAAGAUAAGUGUUCUUUAAAAAUUCCACAGUAGUACAUAGAGACAGCGCUGGGGCAAGUGAGAGCCGGACGGGCACUGGGCGACUCUGUGCCUCGCUGAGGAAAAAUAACUAAACGUGGGCAAAGGAGAUCCUACGAAGCCGAGAGGCAAAAUGUCAUCCUAUGCAUUCUUUGUGCAAACUUGUCGGGAGGAGCACAUGAAGAAGCACCCAGAUGCUUCAGUCAACUUCUCAGAGUUUUCUAAGAAGUGCUCAGAGAGGUGGAAGACCAUGUCUGCUAAAGAGAAAGGAAAAUCUGAAGAUACGGCAAAGGCAGACAAGGCCCGUUAUGAAAGAGAAAUGAAAACCUACAUCCCUCCUAAAGGGGAAACCAAAAAGAAGUUCAAGGAUCCCAAUGUACCCAAGAGGCCUCCUUCAGCCUUUUUCUUGUUCUGUUCUGAGUAUCGCUCAAGAAUCAAAGGAGAAUAUCCUGGCCUGUCCAUUGGUGAUGUUGCAAAGAAGCUGGGGGAGAUGUGGAGUAACACUGCUGCGGAUGACAAGCAGCCCUGUGAAAAGAAGGCCGCAAAGCUGAAGGAAAAAUACGAAAAGGAUAUUGCUGCAUACCGAGCUAUCGGAAAGCCUGAUGCAGCGAAAAAAGGGAGUCAUCAAGGCUGAAAAAAGCAAGAAAAAGAAGGAAGAGGAGGAAGAUGAGGAGGAUGAAUAGGAUGAAGCAGAGGAGGAAGAUGAAGAAGAUGAUGGUAAUGAUGAAUUAAGUUGGUUCUAGUGCAGUUUUUUUCUUGUCUAUAAAGCAUUUAACCCCCUUGUACACAAUUCACUCCUUUUAAAGAAAAAAAUUGAAAUGUAAGGCUGUAUAAGAUUUGUUUUUAAACUGUACAGUGUCUUUUUUUGUAUAGUUAACUCACUACCGAAUGUGUCUUUAGAUAGCCCUGUCCUGGUGGUAUUUUCAGUAGCCACUAACCUUACCUGGUACAGUGUGGGGGUUGUAAAUUGGCAUGGAAAUUUAAAGCAGGUUCUUGUUGGUGCACAGCACAAAUUAGUUCUAUAUAGGGAUGGUAGUUUUUUCAUCUUCAGUUGUCUCUGAUGCAGCUUAUACGAAGUAAUUGUUCUGUUAACUGAAUACCACUCUGUAAUUGCAAAAAAAAGUUGCAGCUGUUUCGUUGACAUUCUGAAUGCUUCUAAGUAAAUACAAUUUUUUUAUUAAAAAAAAAAAAAGAAAAAAACCUGGCUCGGCACCUGUGGCUCAAGCGGCUAAGGCACCAGCCACAUACACCUGAGCUGGUGGGUUCGAAUCCAGCUGGGGCUCGCCAAACAACAAUGACGGCUGCAACCAGAAAAUAGCCAGGGGUUGUGGCAGGCGCCUGUAGUCCCAGCUACUUGGGAGGCGGAGGCAGGAGAAUUGCUUGAGCCCAGGAGUCGGAGGCUACUGUGAGCUGUGAUGCCACAGCACUCUACCCAGGGCGACAGCUUGAGGCUCUGUCUCAAAAAAAAAAAAAACAACACAGUAGUAUUAUCAUGCCCCCCAAAAUUAAGAGUACUUCCUUUAAUAUCAUCAAAUAUCCAGGCAAUAUUCAGAUUUCCAGUUAUCUGAUAAAUGUUACAAUUUUUGUAUAGUUUGUUUACUUGAAUUAAGAUCUUUCUAAGAUUUAUAUGCGAUUUUCGGAUAUGUCUUUUAAGUAUAUAUUUUUUCAUUUAUAGGUUUGCCAUACAUUCCUCCUAAAAU
Nycticebus coucang (slow loris) is the source of this 3569-nucleotide messenger RNA. Its product is annotated as high mobility group protein B1-like. The transcript has a single exon. The record is from RefSeq and is a predicted model, not a curated record. Gene Ontology annotation, biological process: regulation of transcription by RNA polymerase II. Gene Ontology annotation, molecular function: DNA binding, bending. Lineage: Eukaryota; Metazoa; Chordata; Mammalia; Primates; Lorisidae. The coding region runs from base 2003 to 2503 and encodes 166 amino acids. Gene Ontology annotation, cellular component: nucleus.